Molecule: messenger RNA, 1642 nt
Organism: Olea europaea var. sylvestris
Lineage: Eukaryota; Viridiplantae; Streptophyta; Magnoliopsida; Lamiales; Oleaceae
Product: sulfite oxidase-like
Exons: 12
Coding region: 171-1352 (393 amino acids)
Cellular component (GO): mitochondrion
Molecular function (GO): molybdenum ion binding; oxidoreductase activity
Source: RefSeq, a predicted model, not a curated record
AAAAGUUUUCAUUUUUAACGUCUCACUGAAAAAGCUCCGCCUCACCUCGUGUCUCGCUCUCUCCGCCUCUCUUUCCAUCUCGCUCUCGCUCUCCGCCUUUUGCCUCCGCUGUCUCUAUCCAAAUUCUACGCAGAAGCCGCAUAAGCGGCAAACGAACGGAGGAACUGAAAAUGCCUGGAAUAACUGCACCUUCCAAUUAUUCGCAAGAGCCCCCUCGCCACCCUGCCCUUCUGAUUAAUUCCAAGGAGCCCUUCAAUGCUGAGCCACAUCGUUCAGCUUUGAUUUCAUCUUAUGUUACACCAACGGAUUUCUUCUAUAAGAGGAAUCAUGGGCCAAUUCCGAUAGUUGAUAACAUAGAUAGAUAUAGUUUUUCCAUAGCUGGUCUAAUAGAGAAUCCAAAAGAGCUGUACAUGAAAGAUAUUUGGAAGCUGCCAAAAUAUACAGUCACUGCCACUUUACAGUGUGCUGGCAAUAGAAGAACUGCCAUGAGCAAAACUCGCAAGGUUAAGGGAGUUGGAUGGGAUAUUUCUGCUAUAGGAAACGCUGUUUGGGGUGGAGCUAAAUUAGCAGAUGUUCUUGAACUGAUAGGAAUUCCCAAGUCCUCACAGAUAACACCAUCUGGAGGAAAACAUGUAGAAUUUGUAAGCAUUGACAAGUGUAAGGAGGAAAAUGGAGGCCCUUAUAAAGCGUCAAUUCCAAUGAGUCAGGCCACGAACCCCGAGGCUGAUGUUUUACUUGCUUAUGAGAUGAAUGGAGAGCCUCUUAACAGGGAUCAUGGAUACCCGUUAAGGGUGAUUGUCCCAGGUGUCAUUGGUGCUCGCUCUGUCAAAUGGCUUGAUUCCAUUAACAUCCUUGCAGAAGAAUGCCAGGGAUUCUUUAUGCAAAGGGAUUAUAAAAUGUUUCCACCUUCAGUUAAUUGGGAUAAUAUCAACUGGUCUACGAGGAAGCCACAAAUGGAUUUUCCUGUUCAGUCUGCAAUAUGUUCUCUGGAGGAUGUAAAUGUGGUAAAACCUGGAAAGGUAACUAUCAAGGGUUAUGCAGUAUCAGGAGGUGGACGUGGCAUAGAGAGAGUAGAUGUGUCCAUCGAUGGUGGGAAAACCUGGGUGGAAGCCUCCAGAUUUCAGAAAGCUGGCAUUCCUUACGUUUCUGACGAUAUAAGCAGUGACAAAUGGGCAUGGGUGCUUUUUGAGGCAGAGGCUGAUAUCCCAGAGAGUGCUGAGAUUGUUGCUAAAGCGGUGGACGCUGCUGCAAAUGUACAACCUGAAAAUGUAGAAGUCAUUUGGAACUUGAGAGGGAUACUGAACACCUCAUGGCAUCGGGUUCAUGUCCGGGUUGGGCAUUCAAGUCUGUAGACAAAGCAGUCGAGGCAGAAUACUGAUCCACCAUCCUGCACUGUCCUGACUGUGUUAUCUUUUUUUCCCAUCUCCAAUUUUUGAGAAGAAUGGAUGCAUUCAACUUGCUUUGAAAGUUUGAAUGAUGUCAACAUGUAAUUUAUUGUUUUCUUCAGAAAUUUUAUGCGUGUAAAAGUAUUAAUGUUUUGUUCUUGAAAUAAUUUUCGGGACUCUGAGCUGUUUGAAUGAUUGACAAAUAUAGACAUCGAUCAACUACCAAAAAAUAAAGGAUUGAUAUGAUGCGCUAUUAA